Parnassius apollo (apollo) is the source of this 1545-nucleotide messenger RNA. The record is from the annotation of a GenBank genome assembly. NCBI's taxonomy places the organism in Eukaryota, Metazoa, Arthropoda, Insecta, Lepidoptera, Papilionidae.
AUGGGAGGUUUGGACGGUGACGGCUUUUGGACAGGCGGCAGGCUGGGCUCAGAGGCGGUUAACUUAAUGCUGCUGCAAGGCGAGGGCCGGGAGCGGGCAGGGUCCGCAAUGGAUGAUGACUGCUCUGUGCGGCCCUGCGCCACUGAUUUCUCUAUCGCAGCUAUCAUGGCAAGAGACCGGCAGGAGAGGCGGGAAAGGCGGAGACACAGAGACCCGAGAGAGGACACACUUACACCAUUAGAAAAGUUUGUGGACGCAACAGCGUCAGCAUCGGGGUCGCCGUCACCGCCACUAGCAGAAUACGAACGAGACUCUCCCGUGGACGUAUCCUCAACUUCAGAAGCUGGUUCGGCCAGUGGAGCCCCCAGCGGCUCCCGCGCUCUAUCACCUUCACCUCGCAACCCACAAUUGAUAGAGCGCUGGUCCAGUGAAGAAAUGAAGCACAUACAAUGCCACCUUGAAACCAAAGAACUAUGGGACAAAUUCAACGAACUGGGCACCGAGAUGAUCAUCACAAAAACCGGAAGGCGCAUGUUCCCGACGGUGCGCGUGUCGUUCGCGGGGUGCCGCGCGGAGGCGCGCUACGCUGUACUGCUGGACGUGGUGCCGGUGGACGGCAAGCGCUACCGCUACGCUUACCACCGCUCGUCGUGGCUGGUGGCCGGCAAGGCGGACCCGCCCGCGCCCGCGCGCCUCUACCCGCACCCCGACUCGCCCUUCGCCGGCGACCAGCUGCGCAAGCAGGUCGUCUCCUUCGAGAAGGUCAAGCUCACCAACAACGAGAUGGACAAGAACGGACAGUUGGUGUUGAAUUCAAUGCACAAGUAUCAACCGCGCAUACAUUUGGUACUGCGGCGAGAAGGUGCCAUCAACGCUCCGAUCACCGACCUCGAACAAGAAGAGUUCAAGACCUUCAUAUUCCCGGAAUGCGUCUUCACUGCCGUCACAGCAUAUCAAAACCAACUCAUCACAAAACUGAAAAUCGACAGUAAUCCAUUUGCAAAGGGAUUCCGAGACUCUUCACGUCUCACUGAAUUCGAGAGAUUCUAUAUCACGGGAGAGCACGAACGAACGUCGAUCUUCGAUGACGCGCGCUUCGGCGCCGCUAAUCAUAGAGAAACCAUGGAGUCUAUGCUGGCGGAGCAACAUUACUUACGGUCUCCGCUGCGGCCUUUUGACUUAGAUCAGCACAACAAUAAUUUGACGUUGGAGGAGAAGGCAAUUUUAGCUGCUCGUUCGCAGCUGUUCCUUCGCGCGGCGUAUCCUCUAUACGGAGUGCCAGCGGCGGCGCUUUGGGGCCAAUGGGCCUGUUUGGCGCCGCAGCUACUGGCGCAGCAACAUCUCGCGUCAGGUUCUGGACUGCAGCUACCGCGACCUGUAUACCCAGGUGGAGUUCCUGCGGGACUGUCGCAGCACCGCUUCUCGCCAUACCCACCCCGUCGCUCAUCACCUGGCUCGUCACCGGACUCGCUUCGUGAUGCCAGCCCCCACCCUCUGCCCCCGCACCCACCACACACCCCGCACCCACCACACAGUCCAACUUAG